Messenger RNA from Penicillium canescens, 850 nucleotides. Its product is annotated as peptide-methionine-S-sulfoxide reductase. The record is from RefSeq and is a predicted model, not a curated record. The transcript has 4 exons. Bases 157 to 681 code for a protein of 174 amino acids. Lineage: Eukaryota; Fungi; Ascomycota; Eurotiomycetes; Eurotiales; Aspergillaceae. Gene Ontology annotation, molecular function: peptide-methionine (S)-S-oxide reductase activity.
CUCUCCUUCUCUACUGACUCCUCCAACUGUACUCAUAUUCUCCCUUUAACCCGCAAUCUGUCAUAACUUGAGGGAAUACCCCAUCCAUUGCCGACGACAUCCCCACUUCUUAUCGAUCGGACAAGUUCCCUAGCUCCGGAAUCCCAAUCGCGCACAAUGUCAGGCACACAGACCGCGACCGUAGCAGCCGGCUGCUUCUGGGGCGUCGAGCACCUCUACCGCAAGAAUUUCGGCAACGGCAAAGGCCUCCUUGACGCCAAGGUAGGCUACUGCGGCGGCGCAACUUCGUCACCUUCAUACCGAGCUGUAUGCUCUGGCAACACUGGCCACGCCGAAGCCCUCCAAAUGACUUUUGAUCCUUCGAUCGUAACCUACCGCCAACUCCUCGAAUUCUUCUAUCGCAUGCACGACCCCACGACAGAGAAUCGGCAAGGUCCGGACGUCGGUACCCAGUACCGCAGUGCUAUUUUCACACAUGGAGAGGAGCAGCAGAAGAUUGCUGAAGAUAUCUCCGAAAAGGUCAGCAAGGAGUGGUAUAAGGCGCCUCUUUCCACUAAGAUCCUGCCCGCGGGUCAGUGGUGGGAUGCCGAGGAAUAUCACCAGCUCUAUCUCCAGAAUAACCCUGCUGGAUAUGAGUGCCCUGCGCACUUUAUUCGGACCUUCCCUCCUCUUUCGGAUUGACUAGGUUCUAGGUUGUGAUUGAGUUUAGCCUAGUCUUUAUAAUGCACAUGACAAGAGUCAAUACAAAUUUUCUUUGGGUUUAUGAUACAUAUUUGCCGGUUUUGAUUCCAUAUACUAGCCUACCUUGAGGUCACGACACGAGUGUUUGGCAUUAUCUAGAAGUAUGGAG